Corythoichthys intestinalis (scribbled pipefish) is the source of this 4594-nucleotide messenger RNA. It is a transcript of the gene srrm2, whose product is annotated as serine/arginine repetitive matrix 2. The record is from RefSeq and is a predicted model, not a curated record. Lineage: Eukaryota; Metazoa; Chordata; Actinopteri; Syngnathiformes; Syngnathidae. The coding region runs from base 231 to 4328 and encodes 1365 amino acids. Gene Ontology annotation, cellular component: nucleus. The transcript has 13 exons.
AAACUACUCCAGCGCGUCUUUGUGACGUAGAUGUCACGUGGUUUAGCUUCGUCCCUCUUUCGUUCGAGAUUGGACUUGCUAAUUGAGCUAACGAAUUUCACUUCUUCGGUCGUUUUUUUAACCCAGAGAAGCAGGAAUAGCCCUAUCUACAGAUAAAGACAAGACGAAGAUAUUUCCCUCUUACUAGCGGCGAGAUUUCUCUCCGCUCCGGGAGAAAAGUGUGAGCCGCCAUGUACAAUGGCAUCGGCCUGACCACUCCUCGGGGAAGCGGUACCAAUGGCUACGUGCAGCGUAACCUGUCCACGCUGCGAGCCAAGCGGCCGCGUGACGACCGCGGCGGCGAGCGUGAUGAGAAGGACCGCGAGCGGUUGGAGAGUCAACUCAACCGCCAACCUAAUGCCGACAUCCUGGAGCACCAGAGGAAACGGCAGCUGGAGGUCGAGUGUGCCAAGUUUCAGGACAUGAUGGAGGAGCAGGGAUACUCCGUAGAGGAGAUCACAGAGAAGGUGAACAGCUUUCGAAUGAUGCUGCAGGAAAAGCAUCAGCCGCCUCCUCCCGCUGCUGGUGACAAAGCCAGCGUCACAGAAACUCACGCCCUGGCGGCAGCCAACCAGCAGAAGAACGACCGCCUCCGAGCCGCCUUCGGAAUCUCCAGCGACUACGUGGACGGCUCGUCCUUCCAUGCCGACCGCAAAGAGAAGGAGAAGGAGAAGCGCGAGCAGGAGCGUCUGGAGAGGGAAAAGCAGCAGCAGCAGCAGAAAUACACGUUGGUGGAGGACUCUGACGAGUCGGAGUCCCCGCCAAAAAAACGGAGUCGCAAAAAGAAAAAGAAGAACAAGAAGAGAGCCAGCUCGCAGAGUCCCUCACCGGCUCCUCGCCGAGAGAAAAAAUCCAAAAAGAAGAAGAAGAAACAGGAGUCUUCAGCGGAAGACGAUGACAACAGUUCCUCGGACGAGAAGCAGAAGGCUUCAAAGAAGAAAAAGAAAGCAGUCAGUAAAAGUCCCACAAAGGCGGCACCGCAGCGAAGCGUCUCGUCCAGUUCGUCUCGCAGUCGCUCGCCGGUGCGGUCACGUCAGCGCAAGACACAGGACGAGAACAACGGACGCAGGCCUCGAUCUCCAGAAAGGAGACGAGAGCGCGACGAGCCAAGUCCACGGCGGCGGGGAGGUGAUCAGAAGGAGAAAGCGAAGACAACAGCCUCCCUUUCCAGGAGGAGACGAGACUCUUCGUCCCCGUCCCCACCUCCGCAGAUGGACCGGAGGAAGGAGUCUGAGCGGAACAAAGAGAGAGCGAGCGAGAGGCGGCGUUCGAGCAGCAAAGAGAAAGAACGGGGGAGGAGGGAAAAGGAGAAAGAGAACCGGAGGAGGUCCACGAGCAAAGAAAUGGACAAACGCGGGGUUCCAAAAUCAAGAAGUCCAAAAAGUGGAAAAGAAAAAGAAAGGACGAGACGUUCGUGGAGUAGGGAAAAGCAGGAAAAAGCAAAGAAGUGUCCUCCCCAGAGGAUGAGACACGACUCCUCUUCUCCUUCACCUCCACGAGCGGACGUCAGAACCGGUCGCAACAAAGAGGAAGAGAGAAACGCCGGGAAGCGGGACGUCAGGACCAGACAUGAUUCCUCCUCGCCUUCGCCUCCCAAAGCAGGCGCCGGCAUAGGUCGCAGCAGAGAGGAAGAGAGAAACGCCGGGAAGAGGGGCGCCAGGACCAGAUCGGACUCCAGCUCACCGUCCCCUCCCAAAACGAACGUGAAGAGCGGUCGCAGCGGAGGAGACCGACGAGCGGAGGAGCGGAACGUCGGGAAACGGGACGCGAGAACCAGACACGACUCCUUUUCGCCUUCGCCUCCCGCGACGGACGCUGGGACGGGUCGAAGCAGAAGAGCGCCACGAGAGGACGAAAGGACAGCUGCGAAGCGAGACACGAGGCCCGAACGGGAUUCCUCCUCACCUUCACCAGCUAAAGCGGACGUCAGGAGCAGUCGCGGCAGGGGAGAAGAGAAGAUCGUUGAGAAACGGAACGCCAGUACCCGGCACGACUCUUCGUCCCCGUCACCCGAGAGGAGAAACGGAAGAGAUGCACCGCAGAAAUUUGCCGUAAAGAAAGUCGACUCAUCUUCUCGGCCACCUCUCCAUUCUCGUUCGCCACCCUGCGACCAACGCCGAGAAAAGAGCCGAGGAGAUGUCGGCGGAAAGUCCGACGAGGCCACGGGACUUCAACAAAAACCUGAUCGCGGGAGGAGAAGUCCUCCAAAGAAGCAGGCGCAAGAACCAAAACCGCGCAGCAGCGACUCCUCUUCCAGUUCCUCCUCCUCGUCCUCCUCGUCUUCGUCGUCGUCCUCAUCCUCCUCUUCAGAAGACGAAGACCAACCCGAUGCCAGCGAAAAGAAAAAGUCCUCUUCCGUCGGGGCGGCCGUUCAAAGGUACGUUACCGCCAACGGACGCGUGGAGAUCUCGCAAGAACCCGUCAAACGAACGGAAGACUACGACAAGCGGCCGCCGGACAGAAAGAACCAGGAGAAGCAGACAGGGAGGUCCCGCUCCCCCCUGGUCCACAGAGCCACCCCACCCAGGCAAUACCAGGACCCCCUGCCCUCCUCCGGUAGAACCGGUCCCCCUACGGCCCGCUUUAGGGAACGAGAGCGGGAACGGACCUCCAGGCGCAGCAGGUCCGGUACGAGGAGCCCCAGAAGGUGCAGCCCUCUGCUCAGAGGACGUAACAGUCGCUCGCCUGUCAGGAGGCGGAACAGUCUCUCGCCACCGUUGAGGCGGCGAACCAGUCGCUCGCCAGUGAGGAGGCGGACCAGUCGCUCGCCAGUGAGGAGGCGGACCAGUCGCUCGCCGGUCAGGGGGCGGACCAGUCGCUCGCCGGUCAGGGGGCGGACCAGUCGCUCGCCGGUCAGGGGGCGGACCAGUCGCUCGCCGGUCAGGGGGCGGACCAGUCGCUCGCCGGUCAGGGGGCGAACGAGUCGCUCGCCAGUAGGGGGGCGGACGAGUCGCUCGCCGGUCAGGGGGCGGAUCAGUCGCUCGCCGGUCAGGGGGCGGACCAGUCGCUCGCCGGUCAGGGGGCGGACCAGUCGCUCGCCGGUCAGGGGGCGGACCAGUCGCUCGCCGGUCAGGGGGCGGACGAGUCGCUCGCCGGUGAGGAGGCGGACCAGUCGCUCGCCGGUGAGGAGGCGGACCAGUCGCUCGCCGGUCGGGAGGCGGACCAGUCGCUCGCCGGUCGGGAGGCGGACCAGUCGCUCGCCGGUCGGGAGGCGGACCAGUCGCUCGCCGGUCGGGAGGCGGACCAGUCGCUCGCCGGUCGGGAGGCGGACCAGUCGCUCGCCGGUCGGGAGGCGGACCAGUCGCUCGCCGGUCGGGAGGCGGACCAGUCGCUCGCCGGUGAGGAGGCGGACCAGUCGCUCGCCCGUCGGGAGGCGGACCAGUCGCUCGCCCGUCGGGAGGCGGACCAGUCGCUCGCCUUUGAGGAGGCGGACCAGUCGCUCGCCAUUGAGGAGGCGGACCAGUCGCUCGCCAUUGAGGAGGCGAAACAGUCGCUCGCCAGCAAGGAAGCAACCCGCACACUCAUCGUUGCCUCCAAAAGGCAGGGUGCUGACCAGUCACUCGCCUUCGACAGCAGCGAGCAAGCGUAGCGCUAACUCGCCAAAGGCUUCCCCGGAAGCUGUCAGGAAGCAAGACGGCAAGGGCAGGCAGGCGCAACGGGUGGCCGGCCAGCCCGUUAGAUCCUCGUCUUCCUCCUCAUCUUCAUCCGACUCUGACUCCUCGUCGUCAUCCUCGUCGUCUUCGCCAUCACCAAACGGAAAAGACAGCCAGCCUCCGGCGAGACAGAAGACAAACCAGCAGGAAGACCAGAAGCGACAGUAUAGGAUUUCCCAAAGCGGCUCCGACUCGUCGACUCGCCCUGAACGGCAAUUGGACCGCGGCGACUCUUUACGAGCCGUCCAAGUGAAGUUAUCGCCGUCUGCGGCGCGACAGGUCACGGUGGCCAAUUGCAGCGUCAACGGGAAAGAAGCGAACAAGAAAGGAAGCCGAAGCAGCAGCUCAUCUUCAUCUUCUUCCUCCUCCUCCUCCUCCUCUUCUUCAUCAUCUUCCUCAUCCUCCUCUUCAGACAGCUCCGACUCGGAGGCGCAACCAGUAAAAGGGAAAGCUCAAGUUCAGCAUCCCCGAUCCCCAUCUUCCUCUGACGCCGACAAAGACAAGAGUGGUCGCCGUCCUCGAAGGCUGCCGGCCGAUUCCCUGCGAGAUUCUCGCUCUCUCAGCUAUUCUCCUCCCCGACACAUGAGAGAGGCGCCGACCUCGCCUGAAAAGAGGUCACGAGGUCGGCCUCGCUGACACCUCCACCCAUCCGUCUGGUCCACUAUGAAAUCGGACAAGCUCCUCGUUCGGUACAGGAAAUGAAGACACGGGUGCUGACAACACUUCCUGUUGUUGUGAAAUCCCACCGCAGUUUGGAUGCGUCGUGUCACUCGUCAUGUGACUCGUCAUGUGACUUGGUGUGUUCUCGUCAUUGGUUCACUUGACUUCCUGUGUGUCACACCAUGUGACUGUUUGGCUACGUUCCUAAAGACAAGAUUAAAUAAAGUUAUCUGUACAUUUUA